AUGCCGCCAAAGAAUGCCUCGCCCACGGGGCCGAAGCUGCCUGUCCAGCAGCUGGCAAUCCUGGCCGUCGUUCGCUUCGCCGAACCCCUCGCCUACACCUCCGUCUUCCCCUACCUCCCCGAGAUGAUCCGCGACUUUGGCGUCGAGCAGAACAAGAUUGCCCGCUGGGCCGGCCUCACCUCCGCCGUCUUCUCUGUCGCCCAGAGCAUCACCGCCGUCCCCUGGGGUCGCGGCGCCGACCGCUACGGCCGCAAGCCCAUGAUCAUCCUCGGCCUGCUCUCCACCAUGCUCACCUUUAUCGUCUGGGGCAUGUCCACCACCCUCCCCAUGGCCAUCGUCGCCCGCGCCAUCCAGGGCGGCGGCAACGGCAACGUCGGCAUCAUCCGCACCAUGGUCGCCGAGAUGGUCCCCGAGCGGGAGCUCCAACCGCGCGCCUUCUCCGUCAUGCCCCUCGUCUGGUCCCUGGGCUCGGUCGUCGGCCCCAGCUUUGGCGGCUUCUUCGCCCAUCCCGCCCGCCAGUGGCCCUCUUUCUUCGGCAAGAUGGCCUACUUUCGCACCUUUCCCUAUGCCCUCCCCAACCUCGUCGCCGGCAUCUUCUUCCUCAUCUCCGUCGCCGUCGCCUCCCUCUUCCUGCGCGAGACCCUGCCCGGCAAGAGGGACGAGCGCGACUGGGGCAUAUCCGUCGGCCGGCGUCUCACACGCGCCUUCAAGCGUCGUGGCCACCGCUCGUCCGCCUCCUCGCAGCACCCCCGCCGCUCCUCCUUUGUCGACGGCGAGGCCACCGCGCCCCUGAUCCCCGCCAACGUCGUGUCCCACAAGAAGAACAGCACCACCAACUCGCCCCCCAGCACCAGGGAGGUCUUCACCCGCGACACCGUCAUCAACCUCGUCGCCUACACCUUUCUCGCCUUCCACUCCGUCGCCUACGACCAGAACCUCCCCGUCUUCCUCAACUACCCCAGGAUUAGGGACGUCGGCGCCCCCGUCCACCUGCCCUUCUCCUUCCAGGGCGGCUUCGGUCUCACGUCCGGCGAGAUUGGUACCAUCUUCACCUGCUACGGCGUCGCCUGCGGCCUCAUCCAGUUCCUCAUCUACCCCACUCUUGUGUCCCGCUACGGUGUCCUGCACUGCUUCCGCGUCUGUUCCCUCAUCCUCCCCGUCACGUACUUCCUCACCCCGUACACGGCCCUCUUUGAUAGCGGCACCGGCCGCUACGUCAGCCUCGCCUUCAUCAUGUUCGUCAAGGGCUUCUCCAUCAUCAUCGCCUUCCCCUCCACCACCAUCCUCCUCACCAACUCCUGCUCCUCUGUCCGCGUCCUCGGCACCCUAAACGGCUUCGCCACCUCCUUUAGCGGUCUCGGCCGCGCCGCGGGCCCGCUCCUCACCGGCCUCGCGUUCACGUGGGGCGCCGAGAACGGGUUCAUCUUCGUCCCAUAUGCGUUUCUGUCCUUUAUCGCCCUCCUUGGCGCCAUACCCGUCUUUAUGGCCGUCGAGGGGGAUGGUCCUAGCGCGACGCCCGACGAGAGUGAUGCGGAGGAUGUGCUGCCUAAUGAGUCGGCUAUUGAGGAGGAGGAUGAAGACUCGGAGAGGGAUGAGCGGUCACCGUUGCUGACGCGAGCAAGGUGA
Messenger RNA from Emericellopsis cladophorae, 1626 nucleotides. Its product is annotated as putative membrane protein-like protein. The record is from RefSeq and is a predicted model, not a curated record. Gene Ontology annotation, molecular function: transmembrane transporter activity. NCBI's taxonomy places the organism in Eukaryota, Fungi, Ascomycota, Sordariomycetes, Hypocreales, Bionectriaceae. Gene Ontology annotation, biological process: transmembrane transport. The transcript is spliced from 3 exons. The coding region runs from base 1 to 1626 and encodes 541 amino acids.